Lethenteron reissneri (Far Eastern brook lamprey) is the source of this 2332-nucleotide messenger RNA. Its product is annotated as AP-1 complex subunit mu-1-like. Lineage: Eukaryota; Metazoa; Chordata; Hyperoartia; Petromyzontiformes; Petromyzontidae. The record is from RefSeq and is a predicted model, not a curated record. Gene Ontology annotation, cellular component: clathrin adaptor complex. Gene Ontology annotation, biological process: intracellular protein transport; vesicle-mediated transport.
CCAACUUCGCCGGCCAUGUCCACGUCGGCCAUCUACAUCUUGGACUUGAAGGGCCAGGUUCUGUUGAGUCGUAAUUACCGCGGAGACGUGGAUCUGUCUUCGGGAGAUGCGUUCCUGUCUCUGCUCCACGAGCGCGAGGAGAAUUCCAUCUCGAGCCCCGUGCUGCAGCACGGAGAUACGCGUCUCCUGUGGAUCAAGCACAAGAACAUCUACCUCGUCUCUGCUACGAAAAAAAAUGCAAACGCGGCGCUGGUGUUUGCGUUCCUCUACAAGAUCGUGGAGGUGUUCACUGAGUACUUCAAGGAGCUGGAAGAGGAGAGCAUAAGGGACAACUUUGUGAUCGUCUACGAGCUCCUGGACGAGAUCAUGGACUUUGGAUAUCCCCAGACGACAGAGAGUCGCGUCCUGCAAGAAUACAUCACCCAGGAGGGGCACAAGCUGGAGGUGGGGGCACCUCGCCCCCCAGCAACCGUAACCAAUGCGGUGUCGUGGCGCUCCGAAGGUAUCAAGUACCGCAAGAACGAGGUUUUCAUGGAUGUCAUCGAGUCCGUCAACCUCCUGGUGAGCGCAACAGGCUCGGUGCUGCGGAGUGAGAUUGUGGGGACAGUGAAGAUGAGGGUCAUUCUCUCCGGAAUGCCGGAGUUGAGACUCGGAUUGAAUGACAAGGUCCUGUUUGAGCAGACGGGACGAGACAAGAGUAAGGGAGUGGAGCUGGAGGAUGUGAAGUUCCAUCAGUGUGUGCGCCUCUCUCGCUUCGACAACGAUCGAACCAUCUCAUUCAUCCCCCCAGAUGGGGAGUUUGAGCUCAUGAGCUACCGUCUGUACACACACGUGAAGCCCUUAAUUUGGAUCGAAUCGGUCAUUGAAAAGUUUUCUCACAGCAGAGUGGAGAUCAUGGUCAAGGCCAAAAGCCAAUUCAAGCAUCGUUCCACGGCAAACAACGUAGAGGUUCGAAUCCCGGUUCCCAGCGAUGCCGAUUCGCCCAAGUUCAAGAGCAGCAGUGGAAGCGCCAAAUGGGUUCCUGAAGAAAGUGUCAUUGUGUGGACAAUCAAGUCAUUCCCGGGCGGUAAGGAGUUUUUGUUAAGAGCUCACUUUGGCUUGCCGAGUGUGGAGGCAGAGGAGCUGGAAGGGAGACCUCCAGUAACCGUCAAGUUUGAGAUUCCUUAUUUCACUGUGUCCGGAAUUCAGGUUCGUUAUCUGAAGAUCAUUGAGAAGAGUGGUUACCAGGCUCUGCCUUGGGUGCGUUACAUCACGCAGAGCGGAGAUUAUCAACUGAGGACUCAUUAAUCUGAAGAUGUUUUAAAUCCAACUACUGAAUCUCCACUUGCAUGCAACAUACACGCACACACAUUUAACACUUAUACAUAUUCGUCUCCCCAUACUGAGGCUUUACACACAUCAGGUAGUCAUUUAAAGCUGAAUCGACCAGUUUUUAUGUCACUCACUGUUAGCUAUCACUAGGAAUCAAACUCAGGUUUGUGAAGCGGUGUCAUGACCACCACUGCUAACUACACAGUUGCAUUUAUGCACUUAAACAUUCCUUUACAAGUUAAUGCACAAGUACAAUAACAUAUCAACAUCUAAACUCAUGUACGUAUAAACUGUAUGCAAAUGCAUAAACUUUAACGAAUAGAAACCAGCAAAUCCUAGAUGCCUUAUGUUUUUUUUAGAUAUCCUAAAGAGGCUACAGGCAAUCAAAUGAUCGCUCAUGAAAUAUUAUACAAGCUUCAGGAUUUGUAUUACUCGUACUUGUACGUGUUGGCUGUUUUUGACAGCCAUUAUGAACCACUUUGGAGACAAUCAGAACCAGGGCUCAAACACAGGUCAGCUGUGGCUCGCCGUCUCGGACGCUUGGGCCAUUAUUAACUUGAGAGGUAACCUUGGGCUCAACUUUACACCCAGGACCUUGGUGGUUCUGGCCAAGUAUAUAUGACAUGGUCGUUAUGAACCUCUUGAAAGGGUGAGACAAGAAACAGAACCUAAACAAGGCCUCAGCAAUUUAAAUACAGGCUUAGGUUUUUGAAUGGAAUGUAUUUUAAAAAUAGGGUAGUGUUGAGUAUUUUCCAGAUGUCUUUAACUGUUUUUUGGGAUAUUUUCCAUGAGUUUUAUUUUAUAUAUAUAAAAAAUUAGCGGUGUUUGAAAAUCAUGUGGUGAUGUUGGUGAUUGGAAACUCAGAAGAAUGUUUAAUUUACUUGUACAUUCCAACUGAUAAUGCAGGCUGUAAGACUAUUGUAAAGUUUUAAGAAUCAAUAAACAUGCAUCUGUAUUAAAUUUUGCGGACGUGAAUUAAUGUUGUGUAUUCGGCAGUGUAUAGUCCAAUAUUUCAUAACGG